UUGGCCAAAAGGCGGAGGAGGUAAACAGCUCUAUAAAGUGAUGCACAGUGAAGACUCCGGUUCACAUUUCCCUACCCACCCUCCAAACACAUUUUACAGAGCCACAAGUCUUCAUUUAUUGGAAGCCAUGGCACAGUUCAUCCAUCUCUUGCUGCUGCUGGGUAUGUGUCAUGUUGCAGCAACAUAUGUUUUAGAAAGACAGGUGUGGCUGCUGGAGGGAAGCAGUGCCACUUUCCCAUUUCCUAAAGAUCGGACCAUUAAAUACUGUGGCAGAGGAGGCAGCAAGUGUCAGUGUGUUUCAGGCAGGUGUAAGCCCAAUAAUGCCAGCCUCCCCGGAGUCACAGUGACUGACAGCGACCUGACCAUUACCAGCUUUACGCGAGAGAAUGAUCAGAUCAACCUCUGCUAUGAUUCCAGAAAGACUGAAUGUGUGCAUCUUUAUGUGUCAGUAGGUUGUUCAGAGUCGCAUUAUAUUACGUUUGCAAAAGGUCAACCCAAACACAACGUGACGACUGUUGCUGACUGCAGGAGACUCUGUACUGAAGAUCCCACCUGCCAAUACUUCACAUUUUAUAAACCCAAUACAGCAUGUUUCCUGAUGACAUCAAGAGAUGACAUGCUGAUACAACUUCAUUCAUAUGCUGUCUCAGGGAACGACUGUGCUCCAGUGAACCCAACAUCAGUCCCUCCUGGUCCGACCCCUCCCCAACCCUCAGAUGAGGAAGAAGAAGCUCCAGUGAACCCGACAUCAGUCCCUCCUGGUCCGACCCCUCCCCAAUCCUCAGAUGAGGAAGAAGAAGCUCCAGUGAACCCAACAUCAGUCCCUCCUGGUCCGACCCCUCCCCAACCCUCAGAUGAGGAAGAAGAAGCUCCAGUGAACCCAACAUCAGUCCCUCCUGGUCCGACCCCUCCCCAACCCUCAGAUGAGGAAGACAAAGAAGAAGGUCCAAAAUGCCAACAAAUGGUAUUCUGGAGCUGAAAAUGAUGGUGUAUGCCUUCGCUACUGAUUUUUGCAUUCACUGUUCAUUGCACUUGUACUCACUUUCUAAUAACUGACUGAUUUGCUUUCUGUGGGAAAUAUUUACUCAUAUUUUACUCAACUGAAUGUAUCAAUAAUCAGUGUAUAAUCAGAAUCAAGAAACACAUAAUCAUUGUUAAUCAUAUUUUGUUGUUACCCUAGUUAGAGCUAAAAAUGAUGGUGUAUGCCUUCACCAUCUGUGCUCAAGUUGGUGUGUUUGCACUCAGGUGAUGUCAUGAUGUUCUGAGUUUAAGAGACAAUGGUGGCAGAGGUAGAGCGUAGUGAUCGGAGGGCUCUGCCAACAAGGCCUACAAUGGGAGGGGAAUGUGAACAGCAUGAAAGUGAAUGUAAUAUUGAAACAACUGAGUCUGCUCCAGGGUCCAGCUCAGUGUGUGUGUGUGUGUGUGUGUGUGUGUGUGUGUGUGUGUGUAAUCUUUAAAGACUCACAGUUAAUCUAUUUCACUUUGAACUCUGAUGGACUGCAUUUUAUUUACUGGUAAAGUGUGGGUAAAGAUCUAAUGAAACAAGACUGAAGAGGGAUUUUUAUUCCACAUUUCUUUCCCUGUAAAACCAAUAUUGUGAUUUAUGU
Molecule: messenger RNA, 1607 nt
Organism: Epinephelus fuscoguttatus (brown-marbled grouper)
Lineage: Eukaryota; Metazoa; Chordata; Actinopteri; Perciformes; Serranidae
Exons: 9
Coding region: 41-979 (312 amino acids)
Biological process (GO): proteolysis
Cellular component (GO): extracellular region
Molecular function (GO): protein binding
Source: RefSeq, a predicted model, not a curated record